UUCUGCAAAAAACAAGUAAAAAAAAACCCUUGUUUCUCUCCCUUUCUUAUCUUUUUUGCUGGAGCUUUUCGCUUCUUUUUGAAAAUCUUCAGUAGACAGAGAGAAAAAAAAAAUCAAAAAUGGAGAAAAUAGCGAUGAAGAUGAUAAUGGUAAUGCUGUUAGUGGUAGUAACAGUAAUAGUUGAUGGAAGUGAAGAUACAAAUAAGGUUUACAAUCCAUGUUCAGACACAAAGAUACAGAGAUUUGAUGGUUUUAGUUUUGGUAUCGCAUUUUCAACUAGAGAUUCAUUUUAUUACAACCAAUCUCAACAACUAUCUCCUUGUGACGGAAGGCUUCCUUUGUUGUCCAACUCUCAACUAUCGGUUUUCAGACCUAAAGUUGAUGAGAUUUCUUUACUCUCUGUUAACACUUCCGCCUUCUUCCCGGAUUCAUAUGGUGGGUACAUGGUAGCUUUUGCUGGUCGGAAAUAUGCAGCAAGAUCUCGUACUGCAUUUGUCGCGAACACGACAUACACCGUGACUAGCUUUACUCUGGUACUUGAAUUUCAAAAGGGUAGGUUGCAGAACAUGUAUUGGAAGAGAGAUGGAUGUGCUUCAUGCUCAGGGAAGUCUAAUUUUGUUUGCCUCAACAAACAAGAUUGUGCUAUUAGAACAACCAGCUGUAAAAACCGAGGGGGUUCUGUGGAUUGCAGCCUUGGCAUACAACUGGCAUUCUCUGGAACAGAUAAGCACUUGAGAACUCUCAACUCGUGGUAUGAAGUGGAAAACCUCCGGCAAUACUCCCUCUACGGCCUGUAUAAAAACCUCAGGGGUUCUCUCACAGACCAAUACAACAAAUUUUUCUAACAGUUGGGUGACUUCACAUAGUCGUAGUUAGUUCUUUAAGCAUGUAACUGUCUUUAACUCAGAGUUUUCUUUCGAUCCAAUGUUCUGUGUACUGGGUUAUUUGUAUCGAGUAUUAUGUGUAUGUACCCAAUUAUUGUUAUGAUUGUUCAAAAUAAUACUUAUUCCUCCAACUGGUUUUCUCUGCA
Molecule: messenger RNA, 1030 nt
Organism: Papaver somniferum (opium poppy)
Lineage: Eukaryota; Viridiplantae; Streptophyta; Magnoliopsida; Ranunculales; Papaveraceae
Exons: 3
Coding region: 120-845 (241 amino acids)
Biological process (GO): tRNA wobble uridine modification; protein histidyl modification to diphthamide
Cellular component (GO): cytosol; nucleus
Molecular function (GO): metal ion binding
Source: RefSeq, a predicted model, not a curated record